Messenger RNA from Penicillium olsonii, 999 nucleotides. NCBI's taxonomy places the organism in Eukaryota, Fungi, Ascomycota, Eurotiomycetes, Eurotiales, Aspergillaceae. The record is from the annotation of a GenBank genome assembly.
AUGUCACCAGACUUGAACUCUCUUCCCCCAUCUCGCUCAUCCUCAAUCUCAUCCUCCGCCCAAGCCCGUAACAUGGCUACUGCACCUGGCAACGGUGUGCCCGCAAAUCCGAGCACCUCCCCCAGACCCUCCCGGGGCUCGAGCAUCGGCCGCUUGUCAGUAUCCGAGCGGCGUCGGUCCGCUGCUGGUAUCAAUCUAAACUUGAACGACAUGCAGGCCAAUAGCGAGGCCCCGGUCGAUCAUCGCAGCUCCAUCGGGCAUGCUUUCCGUACAGCCAGCCCAUCCAGCCACGGAGGAAGUCCUAUCUUCGCGACAGCAGACCCCCAUCACCAGCGGGCACCAUCUUUGGGCGAGCUACACCAGGAGUUGGAGCAAGAGCAGGAAGCACAGGUGAAUCGUCUUUUGCAGAUGAUUCGCAGCCAGCAAGCCCAGCUUCAUCAGUAUCAGCAGAACCAACCACCACAGAACCCACAGUCAUCCGCGGCCAUCGACGACACUACUCCUUCCUCGGAGCGGUCAGCAUUCUUUCCCCCCGGCCCACCACCCCCAGCCGGCAACAGGCUAUCGAUUUCGUCGUCGCUCUCAAACCGCCGACCCUCGCGACCUGAGAGCCAGGCAACUUCCCCGAAUUUGCGACCCCUCGACUCGCGGGGACCGGAGGGCGUGGAGCCGUUCCCGGGGUUGCGGGAGAACAUGUCUCGGCGGGGAAGUCGGGAUGAAAGUGCAUUUUACCAGGCCGAGGCUAGCUCGCUAGGCCGGGAAAACGUACUUCUUCGGCAACGGAUUCGGGAACUAGGUGAGAACCCCGUUUCACCUUGUAAUUUGCAGGGAAACUCCACUCCAGCAGUGGAAUGGCUGGGAGCAUGCGUGCUGACUUUUCCUCACAGAGAGACAAAUUGGAGAAUUGACGACUUCUCAGGCACCAUCGACAGAUGCAUCGGGGCAAGCGGGUCCCGAGGUCGCGGACCCGCCUGCCGUGGGGUCGACGCGAGACGGUAA